AUGGGUGGUUUCGGGGCGCAGCAGUACAGGGCGGAGGAGGUGCGAUUUCUGGAAGUGUGGGACAGGGUCCGGAAGCGAAGCAGCUAUGGCAUACGGGAAAGCAGUGGUAUGCUUGAGAAUCUGAAGCAGUACUAUGAGCUGGCAAAGCGAACCUGCCCGAGCAGUGCCGAUCGUGAACUCUACGAAAUGGUCUACUGUGUGCUGCAUGAGAAACUGGUCGAGAAAGCGAAUGGCGGGGACGAAUCGAGAACUCCCGACAAAGUGUCAUCGUGCGCCAGUGAUUCGGGAUAUGGCUCAUUCUAUUCCUGCACAACACCGCCGAUUAAGGUGACGCCGGAACCGAGUCUGAAUUUGGAGCUGACACCACAGCGACGAAAACUGGGCAAACGUCGUUCACGUAAAAUUAACUUACCGGACCCGGCCGAGACAGCAGCGGUCAAGCAAGAGCACUUCAGUGAUUUGAGUGAGGAAAUGAGCAAGAAGAGAAGGCCCUAUCCGAUCUUGGCCACUGCACUG
Gongylonema pulchrum is the source of this 516-nucleotide messenger RNA. The record is from the annotation of a GenBank genome assembly. Lineage: Eukaryota; Metazoa; Nematoda; Chromadorea; Rhabditida; Gongylonematidae.